Molecule: messenger RNA, 2548 nt
Organism: Schistosoma guineensis
Lineage: Eukaryota; Metazoa; Platyhelminthes; Trematoda; Strigeidida; Schistosomatidae
Source: the annotation of a GenBank genome assembly
CGGAAGUCAGAGAGCGUUCUUUAAGAGUCGCGCUACUUGGAUGCUAGUCACACUUCGAAAGCCUGUAUUCAUGUUUCUGUGGCAUUUUGCGUUCUUUAUUUUCAUCAACAGGGGUACUUAUGCUGUCAGUCACAAUCGCAUAUAAACUUCUUGUGAAGACUUGUAAUGAUUGACAGAAAAUGUGUUAACUUUUGCUAUAAAUAUCUCGAUAAAGUUGUGCGUCUUUGCCAACAACCAAAGUUGAGCUUGAAAGCCAGUCCACCUUAUAUUUUGGAUACGAUUCCGGAUAUAUAUGAAAAGUUACAAAGAAUAAUUGCAAAUUACGAAGAAAAUUAUGAUGUACUCUCUGAAAUAGAAUACUUUCAAAUAUAUAUUUCGACCUUGAUUGAGAAAUCCAAGCAAACUAUUAGUCUUUUCAAAAAUUCCAAAGAGAAAAUUUUCGAUAUCAACUCAGAUGCACGGUUUCGUCUGAUUAAGUUGUCGCUAGUAUAUUCACAUCUGCUAAACGAUUUGGAAGCCCUCUUCCCACAUGAUACUUUCGACUCUAAGGGUUUCCGUAUAACAAAACCUGAUGCAGCUCGAUGGUGGUUGAGCAAUUUUGGGGAUAGUGUAGUUGUUUCUUGGCAAUUAUUCAAAGAUUCGUUAAUUCAAACAUUCAGGAUAGACUCUGAUACUCAACUGCUGGCUCUCCAAACGACUAUAGACAUAACUUGUAAUGACUAUGUAUCCAUUUUUGAGUUCGAUGUAUUUACUAGAUUGUUUCAACCAUGGAACAAUAUACUGGAAACCUGGAAAGCAUUAGCCAUCCUCCAUCCCGGUUACAUGGCGUUCAUGACGUAUGAUCAAGUUAAAGGUGUUCUUAAACGCUACUGCUUUUACCCUGGUCCAGGAACAUACAUUUUUCGAUUAUCGUGUACUAAACUGGGUCAGUGGGCUAUCGGAUAUAUUACACAGGAACUAAAAAUCGUACAAACUAUAAUACAAAAUAAAUCCCUGGCACAAGCGUUGGUUGAUGGAGAAAGAGAGGGAUUCUAUUUAUAUCCAAACGGGAAACCCAGUCCUACCACAUUGUUGUACUAUUUAACAAAUAAUCUACUCCAAGUUCACUUACAAGUAACAAAGGAACAGUAUCAGCUUUACUGUGAAAUGGGUUCAACCUUCGAAUUAUGUAAGAUUUGUGAUGAAAAUAAUAAAGAUACGCGACUCGAACCCUGUGGUCAUUUGAUUUGCAAGAAUUGCUUACUUAAUUGUCAAUCCACAAGCAAUGGCUUAACAUGUCCGUUUUGCCGCCUGGUAAUAAAAGGGACUGAAGAUAUUAUCGUUGAUCCUUACAAACCAUCAAGCGACUCUGGUAAACUAAGUUUUCAUCCCAGUGAGCCUGUCGUAAUUUAUGAUCAGACAGCAUCCCUUCAUGAGAUAGCUGACAAGCCUUCAGGAUUGGCUUCGUGUUCUGUCAGUGCCUUGUGUAACAGAAAAAGUCUCACACCAGACCCUCUAUCUGCGGGGCCACCACCUAUACCGCCAAGGAACUUUUAUCUGAUAUCUACCAUAGAUAAUACCGUAAAUUACAACAACGAACUUCAAACUAGUUGUCACACUUCUUCGACAAACUACGGACUCGAGAUUUCCACACGUCCUGAUUCUCAUGAAAACAUCGGAUUCGCAAAUCCCGACUCAUCUGUUAAAAAUGAUACACUCUUACGCUCGCUCAGUGAGCGUAAUGAAGAUAGAUGCUUAUGCUCUCAAGGGAGAAACUCUCUGUUUCCAGCACAAGUUAUGCCCCGGAUAGAUACUGGGAGUUUCGAUCAUACAAUGGAUUUAAAUUACGCUCAGUUAGAUUUAAACAAGUCAGAUUCUGAUGAUGAAUUGGAGGUUGGUUUAGCCUUUGAUGAAAAAGACGACAUACGAGACCAGCAAGAUGAUAUCAAGCCAUCUGCGCAACAGAACAUAAGUGCAAACCCAGAUCUCAUUUGUGAAUCGUUAUCGAAUGAUAAGAACCACACGGACUGCUCUUCAGACAAUUUGUCUAACAAGAAUACGAUCCCCUCCGGUAUGUCACAUUGUGAUCUCAUCAAAUGCCAAACAAGAUCUGUGGAUGAAAAUGUGAGGGAAUUAAUUAGUUUGCACCCUGAAAUGACUGAAGCAACAGCCACGCUAUUACUCACUUUAACGGAAAACCGUCUACAUAUUUCAUAUGAAAUAUGGAAGCACUUUAUGCCUCGUGUUUAGAGAGACGUGUAAGCACUUAUUUUCAGUAAUAUAAAUAAUGCUAUUUUGCUCAGAGAUAAUUUAUUAGGCUUAAUGUUACAAUUAUUUUAUACUUUCUUAUUUUUGAUUUUACUUAUGUUGGUAAUAAUUAUUGUCCUGCAGAGUUCGACUAGAUUCUAGGUAGGGUCACCAAAUUAUCGUGCUUUCAAGUUAGUACUGAUAACAAUGACUACCUAAACUUUUUCUAUAUCGUAUAAUUUUUCCUAAAAUCUCAUUUUAACAACGAAUGAAUGUAUGGUAUUCUACUGAUAGUGUAAAAUAUACUCGGCUUGACUUUCAA